AUGGAGACAGACAGCUACACCCCAACCCCAGCCCCGAGCGACUGGGCUGGGACGGUGUUAAGUGUGGGGGCCCUGGAGGAGGUCUCGGGGGGAAGUGUCUCCUCCAGCACAGCCUGGUACAUGCCGUACCCCCUGGGCUUCCAGGUGUCACUGACCGCCUUCCUCAUGCUAGAGCUGGUGCUAGGCUUCAGCAGCAACUUGACCGUGCUGGUGCUCUACUGCUCUCAGUCCAACCUGGUCGACUCGGUCAGCAACAUGGUCACGGUCAACCUGCAUGUGCUGGACGUGAUGUUGUGCGUGCUGUGUCUGCCUCUGACCCUGGUGGUGGUGCUGCUACCCCCAGGGCCCAACCUGGCCCUGCUCUGCUGCUUCCACGAAGCCUGUGUCACCUUCGCCUCCAUCGCCACCGCCAUCAAUGUGCUGGUCAUCAGCGUGGACCGCUACGACAUCUCUGUCCGACCCGCCAACCGGUUGCUCACCCCGCAGAGGGCGGGGCUGCUGCUGGCUGCCGUCUGGGCCACGUCUCUGGCCGUCUUCUUCAUCCCCUUUCUGGAGGUGGAGUUUCUCACCGGAGGGGCGGAGAGUGGACAGCACAGCUCCACCACCUCCCCCGACAUCACCCUGGCACUAGUGUGGCGUAACCGGACGCUGCUUUGUGUGGGUGGACAGGGCUACCACACAGGCCUGGCCAUGUACUACCACCUGCUGCUGCAGGUGCCCAUCUUCUUUAUCACAGUGGCAGUCAUGCUGUUCACAUACUCACGGAUCCUGCGGGCCUUGAACAUUCGCAUCGGCUCCCAUAUUAAAAAGAGCCAGUGUUUCAGGGCAACCUCCUGCAGGGGGCGCCGUAAGAGACAGAAGCAGAAGGCAGGGCUGGGAGUGAUAGAGGGAGGAGAGCAGUCCCCUCUGGUUAGCUCAGAAGGCGCUGCUGCUGCUACCCCUGCACCUGCUGCCCCUGUCACCGGUCCCACUGUUCAGGCAUCUGUGUCGGCCAUCAUUGCCUUGCGGCGGGCCGUGAGGCGUCACCGGGACCGGCGGGAGCGCCAGCAGCGCGUCUUCAGGAUGUCCCUCCUCAUCGUCUCCACUUUCCUAGGUUGCUGGGCUCCUCUGUCCGUUGCCAAUGUGCUGAUCCUGGGCCUGGGCCCCAGUGACACCCUGGUCAGCCUGCGCCUCUGGUUCCUGGCCCUGGCCUAUGGCACCACCAUCUCCCACCCACUGCUCUAUGCCUUCACCAGGCAGAAGCUACGGCUUGCCCUCAGAGCCAAGGUGAAGAAGAGGGUGGUGUCACUACUGCAGGUGGACCCCUCGCCAGGAGAGACCGUCACACACAACUCCUGGGUGGAGCCAAGGAAAGGACGCCAGUUACAGCUGGAGGACAGCAAAACCAUUGACCGUUGCCUGGUAGAGCCCCUGAAGAAUAGCACACACUAG
Messenger RNA from Salvelinus namaycush (lake trout), 1431 nucleotides. RefSeq names its product G-protein coupled receptor 22-like. The record is from RefSeq and is a predicted model, not a curated record. NCBI's taxonomy places the organism in Eukaryota, Metazoa, Chordata, Actinopteri, Salmoniformes, Salmonidae. Bases 1 to 1431 code for a protein of 476 amino acids. Gene Ontology annotation, cellular component: membrane. Gene Ontology annotation, biological process: G protein-coupled receptor signaling pathway. Gene Ontology annotation, molecular function: G protein-coupled receptor activity; peptide binding. The transcript has 2 exons.